UUAAACUCCGCCUCUAAAUCUCUGUCUUUGUCUUUGUCUUAGUGUUUCAGCGUACUAAUAACUGACAAGGUUAUAAUCUGAUAUGGGUUUUGUCUAUUUUUUUCAGUUCUUUGUUUUUCUUGCCACUUUUGCUGAUCAAGAUUCAGCUUUUAGUACUAUUUUCUAGCCCCCUUUAUUCAGAUUGGUCGAAAUUUGUGCAUUUUUUUGCUGUGGAAAGGGUUAGAAGUCUAGUUGCUGUAAAUGGGUGUUUGUGUGUUAUGUGAUGUUUCUAACCUAACUCAAUUUGUUUCUGUUUAAGAAUUUUGUUUUUACCAAAUAUGUCACGUUAUGCGUGAAAAGUACUGUUAGGGUUUAGGAUGUUUUGUUCCUGGAGUUUAUAACUGUGCCUUUGUCUUUGAAUUUCCUUGUCCAGUAGAUUGUAUACUUACUAGGAAGGUAAUAUGUGAAGUUUAAUGACUAGUUUUUGUGUCUUUUGCACCACCAUUUUCCUUUUUCUUUACUUUAUUGCUUGAAUAAGUCAUUAUUCAUAAGUUUUUGGUUUUUGAUAGUGAUUUAGAGCAUAGUAUUUUCAUCCAUCAAAUGACAACUUCUAUUUGAAGACACUUUAUGAGUCUAUGCAUUUCAUGGAAUUCAUAAAUAGCUUCAAAUUUAGUGUGCGAAGGUGGCCUUUCCUGACACUGAUUGGUAUGUUAAAACAGCUGCAAAUAAAUUGAGUUGACAUCCAUAAAUGGACAAGAAACAGCACAUUGCCAUCUUCACUACUGCAAGCAUCCCAUGGCUAACUGGAACUUCUGUUAAUCCUCUGUUUCGUGCGGCCUAUCUUGCAAAAGAUGGUAGGAUGAAGGUCACUUUGGUCGUUCCCUGGCUGCCGUUGAUAGAUCAGGAACACUUGUUUCCCAAUAAUAUCACUUUUAAUUCACACUUGGAGCAGGAAAAUUAUGUCCGCCAAUGGGUGGAAGAGAGGACUGGAUUUGCAUCUAAUUUUAGUAUACGCUUUUAUCCUGGAAAGUUCUCUCUAGAUAUAAGGAGCAUUCUUGCUUUGGGGGAUAUUACAGUAGUUAUCCCAGAUGAUGAAGCAGAUAUCGCAGUCCUUGAGGAGCCCGAGCAUCUUACAUGGUAUCAUCACGGGAAGAGAUGGAAAAAAAAAUUUCGCAUGGUCGUAGGAAUUGUUCACACCAAUUAUUGGGAGAUUGUCAAGAGAGAGAGGAACAUAUUGGUAGCACUUCUAAUAAAGUACAUCAAUGGUUGGGUAGUUGAUAUCUACUGCCACAAGGUCAUUCGGCUAUCCGCUGCAACCCAGGAUCUACCAAGAUCAGUGGUCUGCAAUGUGCAUGGAGUUAAUCCAAAGUUCCUUGAGAUUGGGCUGAAAACAAGAGAGAAGCAGCAAAUUCGCAAUCAAGCAUUCAGCAAAGGUGUCUAUUACAUUGGUAAAAAGUUGUGGAACAAAGGGUACAAGGAGCUACUUGAUCUUUUACGUGAUCAUCAAAAGGAACUAUCCGGAUUUGAGAUUGAUUUAUAUGGUAGUGGUGAGGAUUCUGCUCAGAUUGACGUGGAAGCUAAGAAGUUGGAAUUAGCAGUUAGGGCUCAUCCUGGACGUGAUCAUGCAGAUCCUUUAUUUCACGACUAUAAGGUGCUCCUUAAUCCAAGUACCACAGAUGUGGUUUGUACAACCUCGGCUGAAGCAUUAGCUAUGGGCAAAAUUGUUGUAUGCGCCAACCAUCCGUCAAAUGAGUUCUUCAUGCAGUUCCCAAAUUGCCGAACAUAUGAUGAUGGUGAUGGAUUCGUUAAAGCUAUACUCAAGGCAUUGGCUGAUGAGCCUGCCCCAUUGACUGACGCACAAAGGCAUGAGCUUUCUUGGGAAGCAGCAACCGAGCGCUUUCUUAGAGCAGCAGAGCUGGAUACUGUGCCAACAAAGAAGCAAUCAAAGACUUCUUCAGCUCCUCUUUCCUUGGCAUCAUUGAGUUUAACAAGAAAACUCGAGGAUGCAUCAGCCUUAGUACACUUCGUUGGGACAGGAUUUCUGAGCUCACAACCUGAUGAAGAGCAAUGUAAAGAACUUGGCUUGAAAGUUCCUCCAAAGAAAACCGGAUUUUCUUCUGGAAAAUGGAUCUAAAGCUGAGUCCAGUGUGUGACCAUUCAGAUUCUUUGUUACUAGUCGUAGAUCGCUUAUUUUUUAUUUAUUUAUAGCCAGCAAGAAUGUAGGAGUUGUCGUUUGUUUUAGUGAAGGUUUUACGGGGUAGAUCAACAAUCAUGGGAUUAAUUAAUCUGGUGUUGUAAAUUAACUAGCUGAUUCCAACUUGUAUGGAUUUGAGGCGCUGUUGUUUGAUAUUAAGAAAUAUUCUGCUGUA
This is a messenger RNA of Nicotiana tabacum (common tobacco), 2348 nucleotides long. RefSeq names its product digalactosyldiacylglycerol synthase 2, chloroplastic. Gene Ontology annotation, biological process: galactolipid biosynthetic process. Lineage: Eukaryota; Viridiplantae; Streptophyta; Magnoliopsida; Solanales; Solanaceae. Gene Ontology annotation, cellular component: chloroplast outer membrane. Gene Ontology annotation, molecular function: digalactosyldiacylglycerol synthase activity. The record is from RefSeq and is a predicted model, not a curated record.